UGUCACGUCCUAGAAUGAUGAAAUCGUUUUGCCGGCCGGUGUGUGUGGGGUGUGAACUUUAUCUGAGAAGACUGAGGUGUAGAAGUGUUUCGUAGUUAAAAAACUUGGAGAAAUCGGAUGUCUUCUUAAUAUAAAUCAGUUUUUAUACUUAUUUUCAGGAGUAGCUUGUUAGCUACACAAACCGAACUGAUAACUGCGCUUCAUAGCUGAUUGUAACUCAAACGAGGGACGGGAUGUAUUCGUCAACUGCUCGACUGUGUUCUACCCUAAUACAAAGAGACCUGCCCGCAUUAUGUGUGUCCAAGUUGGGGUCACCAGUUAAAAAUCCACUGAAGAAACGAUCCUCGCCGGCUUCUCUGUAUCACCACUCCUUCCUGGACAGCCGGAUCAGCAAGCCGGUUCCGACGAAAGCAGCAUCGCGAAGUUUGGUGUGCUCUAGCACAGCUUAUUCCAUGGGCGGCAGCACCAGCCGGCUGUACAGUGCCCUGGCCCUGCCCCUGAGGAGCGCCCCCCCAGCCGGGGCGGAGCCCCGCGUGGAGCCCGGGGCCGAGGAGGAGCCCGCCGACCCCGACGCGCUGCUGAAGGAGUGCGAGGAGGCGCUGCGGAACCGCCCCGCCCGGCUCCACCGCGACUUUGUCUUCCCCGACGGCGACGCCCCCCUGAGCGCACCCAUCCGGGUCAUGCAGUGGAACAUCCUCGCCCAGGCUCUCGGCGAGGGCAAGGACGAUUUUGUGGAGUGCCCGCUGGACGCCCUCAACUGGGCGGAGCGCAAGUACCUCAUCCUGGAGGAGAUCCUGACCUACCGGCCCGACAUCCUGUGCCUGCAGGAGGUGGACCACUACUUCGACACCUUCCAGCCGGUCCUGGGCAGCCUGGGCUACCACGGCACCUUCUGCCCCAAGCCGUGGUCCCCCUGCCUGGACGUGGAGCGCAACAACGGGCCGGACGGCUGCGCCCUCUUCUUCCGCCGCGACCGCUUCCUGCUGCAGGACAGCGCCUGCCUCCGCCUGAGCGCCCAGGCCCUGGCGACCAACCAGGUGGCCAUCGUCCAGACGCUGCGGUGCCGGGCCACGGGGCGCCCCCUGCGGGCGGCCGUCACGCACCUGAAGGCGCGGAGCGGGUGGGAGGGCCUGCGCAGCGCCCAGGGCUCGGACCUGCUGAGGAGCCUGCGGGAGGCGGGCGGGGGCGGGGACGACGGGGGCGGUGGCGGCGGCGGCGGCGACGGAGCCCCCCUCCUGGUGUGCGGCGACUUCAACGCCGAGCCCGGCGAGGACGUGUACCGCCUCUUCUCCACCUCGGGCCUGGGCCUGGACAGCGCCUACAAGCGCCUGAGCGCCGACGGGCGCUCGGAGCCGCCCUACACCACCUGGAAGAUCCGCCCGUCCGGCGAGAGCCGCCACACGCUGGACUACAUCUGGUACUCGCGCCGCGGCCUCCGCGUGGACUCGGUCCUGGACCUGCCCAGCGAGGAGCAGAUCGGCCCGGGCCGCCUGCCCUCCUACAGCUACCCCUCGGACCACCUCUCCCUGGUCUGCGACGUCCGUUUCCAGGACGACCCCGACCGGCUCCAAUAAGCCCCUCCCUCAAAAAAACAACGCGAAUGUGCGUUUUUAAUCCUGAGCGUAAGACGUUUUAAAUAUAUACUGCAUAUAUUUAGAAACGUAUCGGUUGUUCCCGCUUUCAUAGGUUUCAUUCUGUGCAUUGUCAAAUGUAUAUUACCAAAGAUAUUCCGUAAUUUAUGAAGGUGGAAAUAAUUUAUUUUUUUAUAGAUGCUGUGCAUUUUAUUUUUCUUGCAUAUUCCUUGCAUUUUGGAUCAUGAAUUAAAUUUACAUGUGUUUUUUAAUGACCACUUAAGGGAGUGGUCUUGUGCCUGCACGCACAUUUUAGAUUUAAUUUAUUUUAUAGUUUUUAUUGCACUUUGUCACAACUGGAUAAAUCGAGUCUUAAUGAAUUUGCAAAAAGACCGUUUUAUCCACCAAUGCCUGAGCAUGUUUACAAAUUUAAAAUCAAUGACUAGGCAUGGUGUGGAUGAAUGGCGGUUUGCGGGUAGGCAUAGUGUAGAUGAAUGGUGGUUUGUGGGUGGGCAGUGUGGAUGAAUGGCAGUUUGGGUGGGGUCUCUGAGACCACACCCCAGAAAGUUGUUUGUGUGAAUUUAAUGGUAAUGAUUAUUUUAUUUUUUUUGUUUCUGUGCUUUCUUUUCAGUCUAGUAUAUUUUCUUCAAUUAUUUGGUGGUUCAAACAUUUGUAACCUGUUUCAACGACUGACUAGCAGGUUCGCACAUUUUUCUAUUUAUUGCGCACAUGCAUUUUUGUUUAUGUUUGGAUAAACGAUGCAAUAUUUACCACCCAAUGAACUAGUGAUACCACCCAUCUUUGGACCCACUGCUUAUUUUUAAUAUUAGAAUAAGGUGUGUUGUCUGUUUCCUGAAAUUAAAACCAUCAAUGGGAAAA
Anguilla rostrata (American eel) is the source of this 2450-nucleotide messenger RNA. Its product is annotated as nocturnin-like. Gene Ontology annotation, molecular function: poly(A)-specific ribonuclease activity. The record is from RefSeq and is a predicted model, not a curated record. The transcript is spliced from 3 exons. The coding region runs from base 234 to 1574 and encodes 446 amino acids. Gene Ontology annotation, biological process: circadian rhythm. NCBI's taxonomy places the organism in Eukaryota, Metazoa, Chordata, Actinopteri, Anguilliformes, Anguillidae.